Molecule: messenger RNA, 1440 nt
Organism: Aureobasidium subglaciale EXF-2481
Lineage: Eukaryota; Fungi; Ascomycota; Dothideomycetes; Dothideales; Saccotheciaceae
Exons: 2
Coding region: 1-1440 (479 amino acids)
Source: RefSeq, a predicted model, not a curated record
AUGGCAGCAAAUACCUUGAGUGACGUCUGGAGGACGCGCAGAGCCGCUUUCGUACAGAACCCCGCGCUCGACCGUGGCUGUCGCUGUCAGGUUCGCUUGAUGUAUGGCAAUGGUCAGGCAUCUAUAUCGCUUCAGCUGCAAACCAACAUUGCCGGGGUUAGUAACACACCUCCCCGUCAUAUCAUCCUCUACAUCCAGCCCUCGAUCGUUGAAGCGAGUUCUAUAAAUGAUGGCACAUCGAUAUCGCCGCUAUUGUUGCAAUGCAUACCUACCUCUCUCGCUACCCUAUCCGAUGCCUUGACCAUCGCUCUCGUCCUGAAGUGUCCUGGCGCUGUGCACUACCCUCAGGGGUUGACCAGCGUGUCUGCUGAGGAUGCGUCUGACACUGACUUUCAAUCAUUUGUCGAGCUCUGUCAAGCGACCACUGUACACAUACACUUCGCCAAAGCUCAAUUUGACCCUCACGAGAAGACACAACUGCACCGACUUGUGGAUGGUCUUGACGGCAAGGGCUUGAAGGCGCCGCCUCUGAAUCUUGGCCGAGAGGAUCGCGGUAGAGGCCUGCAGGAAGGUACAUGGCAGGUCUUCAGCCCAAAACACCCAGGGUCCAGCCACGAUGCAGCGUCUUCAGUGCUAGGCAAGAGACCAAGAGUAGCCUCGAGUUCGCCUGUUGGUGGGCCCCUUGAUGAGCCCCCUAAGCGUCUCGCCGCAAAUUCAUAUACAACGCCUCCUCCCUACUCGCCCACUGAGAUCAACACGUCGACCCCUGCCACAAGAUCCGUCGAAUCUAAUGACAUACGACCUACUGUGUUCACUCUACCACCAUACCGCAUUACUGACCCGGUGACUUCGAGUGAUGAUGCCCAGAUCUCCCUCCUUGCCAACAUGCUUGCUACUGUCCCUGAGCAUGUGCUUCGUGAGGCUAUUACACGGUCUGGUCAUGGACCACUGCUGAGCUCAGCUUCUGGCACUGUCGUGGUUGAAGAGCAGCACAAAUCUCGAGUUCGCCGCAUGUCUAGCCCACGACUUGUCUCCUUAGUCAGAGGCAUGUUCACGGCAGAGGUAGAAGCGCGUAUGAAGUAUUUGAUCGAGUCUGGACUGCCUCUCCACACGAAAGACGCCAUUGAGAAAGUCAUGGGUGAUUAUCAAGAUCAGUUUUACAUCCACUGUGCGGAAGCCGAAGCCGGCAUCCAAGAGAAGGUCGACGAAGCGUCUUUGGAAGUCAAGAUGGUGCUCGAAGACGGCAUGAAAGAGGUAGAGGACUUGGUCGAAGAGCAUCUCCAGAAGCUAGCCGAAGAGUAUGAAACACUGGACGGUAAAGGCAAUUUGGAACUUGACAGUCUCAGAUGCUGGUUCGUCAAGUUUGCUCGUACUUUGCUAGUCGAGAAGCAGUCCGCUCAGGAUAUAAGACGAGAAGUAAUUAGAUGCACAUCUAUAUAG